AUGUCUAAUGAACUGAUCAUUGAAGCCUAUCGCCAGCAAAACAGAAUUAUACCAUCACGAAAUAGCUACCAUUUCAGAUGCUUACGGUCAAUUGGACACUGGAGAGACCCUGUCGAUGGCAAGACAAUAAAUGAUUUUGUUGAGUUAGAAACAACGAACGGCAAGUAUGCCGACGAUGAUGUACCUGAUUCUUACUCAUAUUUCAACCUUGACUAUUACCGAGACUUUGCUCUAAGCGAUGAUUCCAUCAUCGGAUCGUUCUAUGCUCGGCUUGAAGAUACUCAAAAUGAUAUGGAGCCACGAAAACAUCUCUGGAGAAUAGGCGACUACCGCAAGAGCGAAAAGAUAAAGGCCGCUGCAGAAGAGAGUGCGUGUCUUUCCUUCAUUCUUGUUAAUUUCCCCCUUUGCAUAAAGCUAAUACAUGUCCUAGGAGUGACGACCGCUGAGCAAGCUGAAGUAUUCCUGGGAGUCCAUGCUGAUACCCCUGAUGAUUUCGUGAUUUCGAUGUAUACUGCAAAGAUUAGCGAUAGUCCUGACAGCAAAGAGGUAGCUAAACGAGCUGUUCGACUUAUCGCAGAUAGCCGAAAGUCUGAAGCCCUACAACAUUUUCUCAAGACGGGCGAAGCAGCCUCUGCCCAAAUGGAUAUUGGGGAUGCAUUCCGUUUGCUCCAGAUCCCCGAUAGAUCGGUAGAUGAUGCUGCUAUAAUAGCUGCAUACUCAGUAUGUUGCUCGGAAGCUCCCGAACAGAUCGAUACAUAUCGACAAGCACUUGCUGUUAUUGCCGAGGAGAGUGGCAGCGCGGUUAUCCGUAGCAUGCUGCUUGACGAUAGCGCCCCGGCGAACCGCGCACUGUUGGACUGGCCGGUCGGACUUCGAAAUAUUGGUAACACCUGUUACCUGAACAGUUUGCUUCAAUUUUACUUUACCAUCCAGCCUUUCCGGAAUAUGGUACUGGAUCUUGACCGGUAUAAAACUGAACUUGAUGAGGAGGUGAUUCGGAAUAAAAAGGUUGGAUCGCGAAAAGUAUCUCUUUUAGAGAUCCAACGCUCACAGAAAUUCCUUGUGCAAUUGAAAGCUCUGUUCAACGACAUGAUUACUUCCCCUGAUGCGUUCGUAACACCGACCCAAGAGCUUGCUAGGCUGACGUUGCUCAGUUCCUCAAGUGAAGCUGCGUUUCGGCGUAAAUCUCUAUCAACUCACAAGAUAUCAGAGUUAGGGGAGAUUAAUGGGAUGCCCAUCAUGGGCCCUGUCGGUCCUCCAGCUCCAAUCCCUGAAGAGAAGUCUACACCGAGUAGCAGCUCUCCAGAAAAGGAGGAGUCGGCUAAAGAAGAUGUUGGCGUCACCCCUUCUACAGGAGCUUCCAAUGAGCUAGAGUCUGGCAACGCUUCAGACCAAACUGUGGUGCCUACUGUUGAAACAAAAGAAGUCACCUCAUCCUCCAGCGAGACCAGUAUUACACCUGAGCACCCGGUAUCAGAGGCUAUUGUAGCCCCUAACAGACCACCACCAGUUCCUCCACGGCCUGCUCCACGGGUUGACAACGAGCAGCUAAUUCGAGAAGAAGUUGAGUUGGGUGCCCAGCAGGACGUCACGGAAGUUAUCAACAACGUGCUCUUCCAAGCUCAGUGCGCAAUUAAGCCAACCAAGAUCGACGCAGACGGGAAUCAGAUGGAUUUGAUCAUGGAUCUGUUCUAUGGACAGACCAAAUCUUACAUCACUGCAAUGAAUGGUAUACGUUCUAAAAACGAGUUCUGGUCAGAUAUCAAAGUCGAUGUCGCCACUGGCUCGAGAGACAUCUAUUCUGCUAUUGACGGUGCUUUUGAUAGACAAAAAGUACAUGUUGAUGGUGCGGACGCAGAACAGUAUGGAGCCAUCAGCAAGAUCCCACCAGUACUACAAAUUCAAGUGCAGCGUGUGCAGUUCGAUCAGGUUAAGAAGUCAUCUUUCAAAUCCACUCACCAUUUAGAGCUAAAGGAAACAAUAUACAUGGACCGAUACAUGGACGUCCCGGAACAUGAUAAUAUGGGUCUAUAUAAACGACGCCGAGAAAAGUGGGCAUGGAACGACGAGCUUAAUGGGUUAAAAGUUCGGCGGGAGGAGCUACUAAGCAACAAUGAAUCCCUCCCCGACCUUUUUCAAGAUGCCCGUGACAAAGUCCAAGACUUGAUGUUGAUGAAAGACGAUCCUGAAAUGGGAAAUGAUGCCCUAGACAUCGAUGAAGGGGUAUUGGCACACCUUUCGAAUUUGGAAGUAAUGACAAGAAAGGAACUCAUUCGCAUUGAUUCUCGGAUAGAACAACUUGCCCAUUUGAUAGAUAAUCAGUUCAACGAUAUGAAGUCUCUCCCCUACCAUCUCUAUGCGGUAUUCAUUCAUCAUGGAUCCGUGGAAUUCGGUCACUACUACAUUUACAUAUUUGACUUUGAAAAGAAGAUAUGGCGAAAGUAUAACGAUUCCGAAGUAACCGAGGUCCACAGCACGGCAGAAAUCUUUAGUGAUCGCAACGUUAAGAACCCGCCAACCCCCUACUUCCUUGUUUAUCUAAACGACGGGUUAAAGGAACGACUGGCCAAACCUGUGUGUCGUCACAUUGAGGAGCGUCCGGCACAGACCACCUCGGCGGCAGAUAAUUCAAAAUCAAAACCCGGCCGAGAACGUGCAGGUGACAGAUCGGAUGUAGAGAUGACCGACCUACCUCCCAGCUAUGACGAGGCGCAAAAAACAGCCCCAGACGAGAAAGCCAUUUUGACGGGCCCAGCUGCGAUGGCGAAGAAGAAGCUAUCGCCAUCUCCAGACCGCAAGCGAUUAAAACGAAAGGGCGCCGAAAGUGAGGAACACCCGACUGUUGCAUCGAAGAACUAA
Molecule: messenger RNA, 2859 nt
Organism: Trichophyton verrucosum HKI 0517
Lineage: Eukaryota; Fungi; Ascomycota; Eurotiomycetes; Onygenales; Arthrodermataceae
Product: ubiquitin C-terminal hydrolase, putative
Exons: 7
Coding region: 1-2859 (952 amino acids)
Biological process (GO): protein deubiquitination; regulation of proteasomal protein catabolic process; proteasome-mediated ubiquitin-dependent protein catabolic process
Molecular function (GO): proteasome binding; cysteine-type deubiquitinase activity
Source: RefSeq, a predicted model, not a curated record